This is a messenger RNA of Schistosoma spindalis, 3408 nucleotides long. The record is from the annotation of a GenBank genome assembly. Lineage: Eukaryota; Metazoa; Platyhelminthes; Trematoda; Strigeidida; Schistosomatidae.
AGCGGUAAGACUAGAAGAAGCGAACCCAAGGUCCAAGAGCGAAGUCGUACUGCUGGCUGUACAGAAGUGUGACUAGUAAAGCGUUUCGUUCAGACAACCAGUAUAACAGCAAUGCUGCCUUCUCAAAAGGGAAGGAUGUGGUUACAAAUCUUCGGCCCUAAAAAUACACAUAUGGCCUUGUCUCACGAAUUUCCGUCUCUCAACAAGUACGGAGCUAACACAAAAAUUACCCACAUAAAGAUCGUAUGUGAUCGGUCGCAAGCAGUUGUCCCUUGAGCACUGCGGUCACGCUCUCAGUUCACUAACAUCAUCUCUAACCCAGAUUCCUUUUCAGGUACUACUACAAGAACUCUUCCUAAAUGUGGGCAACCGGAAAGUGAAAACCGCCCCCAUACUUCUAACUGCACUCAAAACCACCGUCUAACUGACCUAUGAUCAAAUACUAGUAGUCGACCAAUGUUCUCUGCCUUCAGAAUCCACGAUACACAGCCAUAGAUUGGGACAGAAGAUAGAUAUCUCACCUAUGCCACCGGUGAUGUAAAUUGAUAGAAUUAAGUUGGUCUCUUGAGUUGUUGCAGAGAUUUUAUCAGUGAUUAACUCACUAAAUCUGAUGAGAUUUUCUGGAUAAAUGAACUAGCGUUGCAUAUUCCCGUUAAAAUGAUCCCAUUUUGGCAAAUGUAUUGCAGGUAAAGUCAUUUAUAAGCUCACAUCCAUACUUGUUUUGAUCAAAUUUUUAAUAAAUGAUAACUGAAUAUACUAAAAAUUUAUUAUCAAUCGGAACUUGCGGUCACAUGGUCGAAAAGUUUAUAGAUUGCUGCAACUUGAACCGAUGCAUAUAUGUGCCUGGUCCUAGGUUGUAGCUGAUUGACGAACUGAGAUUGCUGUAUUUUCGUCCGGAUGGUCUCUAAAUCUAGUCAGACUUACUUUGUUCAUGGAUCUUUAGUUAUCGAUUAACCUGAUAAUGUUAAUAUCUUUACAAAUAAAGUAAUUAAUACAAUUAGUACACUAUUUUUCAGGAUGUAGUCAUAACGUAACAUCGGGUGUUUAUGUUGGCUCAAGAACACUAAUAAUUGUCAGUUCUUCAAUAGCGAUUUGAUUUUCUUCACUAUGAGUGUAACAACAUAUUAUAGAACUGUUUUCUUAGUAUGGUAUCGGCUCAGUAGUUGGAGAAUUUAACCUUCAUUAACAGCGUUGAAAGCUCGGACUGUUCUACCCACUGCGUUUUUGAGCAGCCGGGUAACAUAAUGAGUCCUCGUACAAAUGUACAUGAAUUUUUAAUUAUUAAAUUAAUGCUCAAGUUGUAAACGUAACUCAGCGCUCAUGAGGUAAAUUACUGAAGUAUAUAUCCAGUUCAAAAGUUACUAUUACUUGUAAGAGAUAAUAUUGUCUAACGUUAUCCAAUAAAUCUCAACUGCUUUUUCAUUUAUAUAGGCUUCCAAUGAGCUAGAUGAAAAUUGGUCAUUAUUUAGAAAUGACUUAACUGAAGCGCCUACAAGAGCCCGAUGGAUUCUUUCGUCAACUUCUCCUGGUUCUUCUAUUGGAUAUGAUGGUAGACAAAUACCUUAUACGGGAAUUGAAACAUUAAAAAAAGAAUUGGCUGGUGUUGAAGCUGAAUUAGGUAUUCUACCAAAUUGUAACGGAAUUCAAAAUCCGCUCAGUCGACAAUUAGUAAAUAUACCAAACACAAAUUUGAUUGAUCUGGUUUGGGAGUCUAUGUCUGAAUUACAAAUUGAAAAUGUUUCUCGUCCUAUUCGUUCAUCAAAUCCACUGUUAUUUAUUCCAGUCUCAUUUUCUGGUUCAAGUUGGCAGCAAAAAAUUGAUCGUGUUAGAAAUAUGAUGAAAGCAAAAGGGGCUGAAUUACUGGUUUUAUAUGCAUUGGAUGAGAUUGCAUGGUUAUUCAAUUUACGUGGAAGUGAUAUACUUUACAAUCCAGUGUUUUAUGCAUAUGCUAUUGUGAGCUUGAAUAAAAUAGACUUAUUUUUGAAUCCGAAAACUGUUGAUCAAACACCUAGACUUCAUGAUUACUUGAGUGAUAAACAGAAUUCAGUAAAAAUUCAUCUAUAUUCUGAAUUUUUCAACUAUUUGGAAACGAUUGUUCAUAGUUCACCGGAAAAACAUUUACCAUUACAACCGUCAUGUGUAUGGCUCGAUUUAUCUGCUAGUUAUGCAAUUGUUACAAAAAUUCCAGAAAAUCAACGUCUAUUUCAUAUCUCACCUGUUGCUGAAAUGAAAUCAAUCAAAUCUUUAUCAGAAUUAAAUGGAAUUCGUGAAGUUCACAUUACUGAUUCAUUAGUAUUAUGCGAUUUUUUGGCUUGGUUAGAAGAUGAAGCUAAUCAAAUUAAUAACAGCGAUUGUUGUAAGCACUCGCAUGAUUACAAACCAAUAAAACCAAAUACAGAAAAUGGUGCAGGACUGCCGGUAAUAACACCACCACGUGUUUUAACUGAAGCAUCAACUGCUCAAUAUUUAGAUAAAUUACGGUCACAAGCUAAAGAUUUUUUCAGCUUAAGCUUCAGCACGAUAUCUUGCGCUGAUGCAAAUGGAGCUAUUAUACACUAUCAUCCUGUUGAAGGUCAAGAUGCACCUAUUACUAAUACAAGUAUAUACCUUGUUGAUUCUGGUGGUCAAUACUUGACGGGCACAACGGAUGUCACGCGUACAAUCCAUUUAGGUGAACCAACAUUAGAACAGAAGAAUUGUUAUACAUCUGUCUUAAAAGCCCAUAUUGCACUUGCUAUGCAAAUUUUUCCAUCGAAUACUCCGGGUUCACGACUUGAUAUUAUAUCUCGUCGAAUAAUGUGGCAAUUUCAUGGUAAUUAUGCUCAUGGAACAGGACAUGGUGUUGGUGCAUUUCUCAAUGUACAUGAAGGUCCUAUUGGGUUAUCUGGUAGUCGAAUGAACGCAUACUCUCGUUUGGGUAUAAUAGAACCAGGCUUACAAGAGAAUAUGGUUGUUACCAUUGAACCCGGUUACUAUUGGAGUGAUCACUUUGGAAUACGUUUAGAAAAUGUAGUAUUUGUUGUACCUGUUGAAACGAAAAAUUUUUACAGUAGUCACAGUAAUAGUUAUACAGCUGAAACCUCCACUGUUCACCGAUCUUUUCAAUUUUCAACAGACAUUAACAAUACUAAAUGGCUCAGUUUUGAACCAGUCACCUUAGUUCCAUUUCAACGUAAAUUUAUCAACUCUGAUAUGUUAACUGUAGAUGAAUUGAAUUGGUUAGAUAAUUAUCAUAAAACAAUUCGUCAAAUUUUAUGCAGUCGUAUUUACCAAGAAGUGAAUAUUCAGUUGUCAAUUAACGAUGGAAUUGAUGAUCAGGAAAUCAUGUUAUCAAAUAUGUCAAUGUUAUCUUCUAGUCGCCAACGUUGUUUACAAUGGAUAUUGAACCAAACAGAAUCAUUUUUGUAA